AUGGAGGGCAAUAUUCUCUCUGUAUGUCUGAACGUAGCCGAUAUGCCAUUUGUUUAUGCGUACGACAUAUCGAAGGUACAAAUCAUUUUGUUCUACUUGCCCGUCAACAUAAACCUUUUUUUGCAGAUUUCGGCGAAGGGUGAUCCUGACUGUCGCGUCAAACUGUCGCUGAAGCAUGACAUUCAUUUCGUCGACUUCAAAUGGAGUCCUGUGAGUACAACGGUCUUUGCGGCAGUAAUGAGCGAUGGUUCAGCGUACGUCGUAGAUCUGGGAGGUGACAAAGGUCCCAAUGUUCAUGGAUCCGGCUCGAAGCUAACUGAUGCCACUUGUUUGUCAGAUAUCUACUGGAGUUCGACGCAUCAGUUUUUUGUCCUCUACGCUGCAGCGAACGGAUCUAAAUCCGUUUUUUUGUUGGCCACUACUACUAAAGAAGGACACAUUUAUUUUCAGUCCAUAAAUUGUUUGAGCGUUGAUGGUGGCUGUGAAGCAAUUUCGCGCCAUUAUUUUUUUCGUCUGGAAGACUGGUAUUCUUUGUUGUGUUUGUCUACUUCCUCGUCAGAAUGUGGAGUUCUUUAUUGGAUGCCGAAAGAAGGACGAUGGAAUCACUGUGCAUCAGAACCAGACAAAAGAAAGUUAUUACCACGCGCUGACAACGGACCAAGCGCUUAUCCUAUUGGAUUCGACAUCCAGAAAAAUUUGAAGCAAAAUUUGACAACCGGUGAUUUGGAAUUGCCGGUGAUUUAUGUUCUCGGUUCUGAUGGUUUUGUUCAUACGUUUCGUAUGGCUCCGCCAUUGGGCUCGGUUAAUGCUGCAGUUCCAAUGACCCCAGUUUGCAUUUCUGACGAAGCACGUAAAGAGGAACCGUCGCAGAGCGGAAUGAAUGAUCAAGCACCAUCGACUUAUGCGCCACCGGCUCCAACAUCACCUGCUCAGACAAUAUCGGCUCAGACAGUGCCGACUCAGGCACUACCGGAUAAGGCACUCCUGGUUCAGUCUGGGCAGAACCGUAGCCAGAAAGACGUCGAAACCUGUCAUGUGACAGCCAAUGUUACUCUGCUUUCAUUGCUGAUUAAGGCGCGAGGUCUUGUCAAAGAAAUUAACUCGUUAAACGGCUAUCCAUUCGAGCUACCGCCGUUGCUGCAAGAUGGAACGCUCCAGAAGUUGGCGGAUGAUUUCCGUGCAACCGCGACAUCGGUGGAAAAACUUCAGCAAGAUUUCGCCAAGAUGCAAGAGAGCACUGGCAACAUGCGCAGAUCGUCCCUCGAUUCAUUGUUGUGGAUUCUGAAGCUAAACGCAACGUCCAAUGAGUCUAACAGAAGUCGUAUGUUGGAUUUGCAUCGUUUGCGACCUCUCACACCUCAGAUGGAGGCGACAAUGGCGGAACUACGAAACUCUUUUUGCGAAACCGAGAAGAAACUGAAUUUAAUGCAAAAGCACUGUGCAGAAUUAAAAUGCUGUGGCUCCAGUUCCAGAAAUGCGCAAAAUCUGUUGAGCUCCAUUUACAACUGCAUGAUCAAAGUCGAAUCAUCGUUGAAAACUGAGGAACGCCGAGUUCAGCAUAUAUCGGACAGAGUGGAAAGUGCUGAACGAAAAUGCAGUAAAGCCGGUGUGAUAAACAACAACGGGUCAGGCAUUGACAUUCAUAGAACGGAACACGAUAUACAAACUACGCUUCCAAAAUCAUCGCCAUUAGACCAGCAGACACGAAUCGCUGAAGUCGUUUUCAAGACUUCUGAAAUGGCCGUAACAGCAGAACCAGUGUCCGUUGCUAGCUAUCCGCCUGUUGUCGACAAUUCGAUGGCACCAAUUUCUGCUUCUAGUGCUUAUAACGUGGGUGCUGCUCAAGCGCCACUGCCAGCGUCGCGAAAAGAGCCAGUCUGCGGCGUCGUCACGCUUCCCGGUUCCGGGGAGUCCUGCGCUGUUGUCACCAGCGAUCGCGUUGCGAGGGCACAUGCUGAGAAUUUGAAAAAAAACACACUUCCGGCUACGGCUACGUUUCAGUUGAGAGCACCAGAGCCGCAACAAAGUGUUACUAAUCCUGUGACCUCGGCGAGCGUUCAAAAAUCAGUUGAACAAUCUGUCACCACCACUGUCCGCAAAAAAGAAGCGAAUGUUCAGGCGGUGAUUACGCUCGUUUUGAAGAGUUGUCAGUGCGUGCAGAGUACACUGCGAAAACCGAUACCAGUGGCAGCUCUGAAAUCGCCAACGCCGAUUGUGGCGAAGGAAGAUAAUGCUGUCAACCUUUCUGUUUUUGCUGCGGCUACCGUCGGUACAGGGGCCGUUCAUGACGGUGACGCUGCUGCCAAAGUUCAACAGGCGCUGGCUGCUCCUGGUUUGCAAGACGUCGAAGCUGAUGUGCGUAUGGAAGAAGAUGCUUCCGAGACGAAGGCUGCCAACCUUUUGGCGUCUUUCUCGUUCGCGGCGCCGAAAAUAUCUCUCACUAACUCCGCAUCUACUCCUGUUUCGUCUCCGUUCGCUGUCGGUACUCUUGCCAGCGGAGCUGGUAAUGGUGCGUCGUCGUUUUCUCUCUUCGGCAAGAACAUGUGCGGCGGCUUUCCGGUGAUCUCUGCGCCGAGCAGCGCUCAAUUGUCUUCGACAUCUCUUUUUGACGGCAAAAAGCAGCUACCGACGUUCUCGUUCGCAUCAAACACCGCUUCUGUCAACCCAGGUGUUAAGCCACAGGGCUUUGGCACGUUUUCGUCAUUUGGGCAGUUCGGCGCUACACAGCAACAGGGCAAUGUCGGCGGCUUCCAAGGAACGGGUGGCUUUGGAUCAAGUGCUAGCCCUGCUUUUGGAUCUAAUCCGGUGUUUGGCGGUCCUGCUAUGUUUGGUCCUGGACUUGCUUCAACGACUAGUGUUUUUGGUGGAAAGGGUCCAUGUAUCCCUACUUCAGUGGCUCCGAGUGCAUUCAACGCGUAA
Messenger RNA from Soboliphyme baturini, 2919 nucleotides. The record is from the annotation of a GenBank genome assembly. Lineage: Eukaryota; Metazoa; Nematoda; Enoplea; Dioctophymatida; Soboliphymatidae.